Molecule: messenger RNA, 915 nt
Organism: Ustilago hordei
Lineage: Eukaryota; Fungi; Basidiomycota; Ustilaginomycetes; Ustilaginales; Ustilaginaceae
Exons: 2
Coding region: 1-915 (304 amino acids)
Biological process (GO): DNA integration
Molecular function (GO): nucleic acid binding
Source: RefSeq, a predicted model, not a curated record
AUGGAGCAUGAAUCAAAGCACUGCAAUGCAUGCAGUCAAGGAAAACAGACCCGAGCAUGGAUGAGCCAAUCAGAGUGGAAGAGAGCAGAGGCACCACUAGAGUUAGUACAUGUAGACUUGAUGACAGAUCUUAAGGGCCAUGCCAACUACCACUAUGCACUAGUUGCUGUGGACGACUUCUCCUCCCUGAUCUAUGUGGAACCACUCUGCACUAAGAGUGCUGCACUCCUGGCACUGAGAAGGUGGAUCACCAGGAUGGAACGAGCAACAGACAGGAAACUCAAAACGCUCCACAGCGACAAUGGAGGAGAGUGGUGCAGCUUAGGAGCUGAAGACUGGCAAACUCAAGAGGGUUUCAAGUGGCAAAAGAGCAUCCUGGGGAUCAGUGUCCAGAAUGGACAGGCAGAGAGAGCGAUCAGAUCGGUCCAAGAAAAGAUGUGCUCAAUGCUCAUUGCCACCAAGACCAUCCCCCAUGAGGCCUUUUAUGGAACCACUGCACACAAGCUGGCCCAGCAGCUGCAAGUCUUCGGAUGCUUGGCAUGGGUCCAUGUUCAAUGGAAGGACCAGCAGGGCAAGUAUGGGGCUAGAGCAAAGCCAGCCAUCAUGAUUGGAUAUGAUGAUGAGCACAAAGUGUGGAAGUUUUGCAACCCAGACCAGCCUGCAUCAAUCCAAUGGAGCAACUCAGCAACAUUCCAUGAGGACAAAGGAUGGAGUGAUUGCCAACAGGAGGCAGUCUGGCCCGUGGUGACCUCAGAGGUUGAGGAGGAGGGUGUCACACCAGCCAUAGUGGAGGAUCUCCUACCAGCUGUAGACAGCACAGUAGGCGCCACCAACACAGCAGUACUGAACCUGGACCCAACACUUGGGGAAGCAAUAAAUGGUGAGGAUGCCCAGCUCUGGAAGGAGGCAAUAUGA